AUGUCCUUCCCGCCACCUCCAGGUCACCAACCUUCGUCGCUCCCUCCGCGACCACCUCAAUCAGCAAACACAAAUUCACAAUAUGCGAACAGCGGAUAUGGCGGGGGCUCGCGGCCGGGCUUCAACGCUGCUAUGGCGUUUGCGCCUCGUUCCGUAGCCUCUCAACAGCCCUACCGUACCAGCAGUCCGGUCGUUUCGGCUGCGCCCACUGCGUCAAGCGGUUAUUCCACUCCAACAAGCACCAGCUACGGCAACUACUACUCGCAACCGCAACCGUCAUAUCAAGCGGGCCCUUCAUAUUAUGGUGCCGCGCAGUACAGUAAUGCGGGUACGACAUACGGUCCUACGGUCCCUCACAUUCAGAACCCCUUCGCGCCGUCGGGCAGCGACCCGAGCCGCGGACGAAACUCUGGCCUCGACGCCGAGACAGAAGCGCAAAUCGCGCAAUGGCAGACCGCCUAUGCCAGUAAGGAUGAUGCAUCUACCAUGAGUAAGGGCGCCGCCCGUCGAGAAGGGAGUACCGGCACACCUGGCGCAACUACUGUAUAUACCUCGUCCGGUACUACGCCGACCUCUACAACCCCCGCCGCAGGAGUCGAGUCACAAAAGACCGUCGUCCGCUCUGGCGGUGGCCAGACCUGGACCGACCCGACCCUGCUCGAGUGGGAUCCGGCCCAUUUCCGUCUUUUUGUCGGUAACCUUGCGGGCGAGGUCACCGAUGAUUCUUUGUUUAAGGCAUUCUCGAAAUACACAUCCGUUCAGAAAGCGCGCGUUAUCCGCGACAAACGCACGCAGAAGAGCAAAGGUUACGGGUUCGUUAGUUUCAGCGACGGCGAUGACUACUUCAAAGCUGCAAGAGAAAUGCAGGGCAAGUAUAUUGGAUCGCAUCCUGUCCUCCUCCGACGCGCAACUACCGAGGUCCGGCCCGUUUCCAAUACAAAGAACAAUAAGAAAAAUGCUGGCAAGGGCGGUGGUUCUGGUGGCAACCAGGGCGCUAAGGUGAAGCACGAUGGAAUCAAGAAGCCAGGAAAGACUAGAGGAGGCCUGAAGAUUCUGGGUUGA
Molecule: messenger RNA, 1062 nt
Organism: Aspergillus nidulans FGSC A4
Lineage: Eukaryota; Fungi; Ascomycota; Eurotiomycetes; Eurotiales; Aspergillaceae
Product: RNP domain protein
Exons: 1
Coding region: 1-1062 (353 amino acids)
Molecular function (GO): RNA binding; mRNA binding; nucleic acid binding
Source: RefSeq, a predicted model, not a curated record